Odocoileus virginianus texanus is the source of this 2888-nucleotide messenger RNA. RefSeq names its product CD86 molecule (gene CD86). The record is from RefSeq and is a predicted model, not a curated record. Gene Ontology annotation, biological process: T cell costimulation; cellular response to lipopolysaccharide; negative regulation of T cell proliferation. Gene Ontology annotation, cellular component: external side of plasma membrane. NCBI's taxonomy places the organism in Eukaryota, Metazoa, Chordata, Mammalia, Artiodactyla, Cervidae.
CUUUCACGGGUGUAGGAGGGGUUGCUCCUCCUGCCACUGUAAAGCAGACUAGCACAGACAGACAGACGGACGGACAAGGGCAGUCCAUUCCCAGAAGUAACCCCAGCAGCAGAAAUAGCGAAAAUGCGUUUCAAAUGCACCAUGGGACUGCGAAACACUCUCAUUGUGAUGGCCCUCCUGCUCUCUGUUUCCACCAUUCCUUUUUCAGGUGCUGCUUCCUUGAAAAGUCAUGCCUUCUUCAACGAGACUGGAGAACUGCCAUGCCACUUUCCAAACACUCAAAACCUCAGCCUGGACGAACUGGUGAUAUUUUGGCAGGAUCAGAAUAAGUUGGUUCUCUAUGAGCUAUUCAAAGGCCAAGAGAAGCCAAAUAAUGUUCAUCCCAAGUAUAUAGGCCGCACAAGCUUUGACCAGGACAGUUGGACCUUGCGACUCCACAACGUUCAAAUCAAAGACACAGGCUCAUAUCAAUGUUUCAUCCAUCAUAAAAGGUCCCAAGGACUGAUUUCCAUCCACCAGAUGAGUUCUGACCUGAUAGUGUUGGCUAACUUCAGUCAACCAGAAAUAAGUCUAAUUGCUAACCAAACAGAAAAGCCUAACAUCAUCAAUUUGACCUGCUCAUCUAUGCAAGGUUACCCAGAACCUCAGGGGAUGUAUGUGAAUCUAACAACUAAAAAUUCAACUAUCACCUAUGAUGCUGUCAUGAAGAAAUAUCAAAAUAAUAUCACGGAAUUAUACAAUGUUUCUAUCAGCGUGUCUUUUCCCAUCCCUCCUGAAACAAAUGUGAGCAUCAUCUGUGUCCUGCAACUUGAGCCAAGGAAGAUAAUUUUAUCCCUACCUUGCAAUAUAGAUGCAAAGUCACCUGUGCCAAGCCCCCCUGUCCCAGACCACAUCCUCUGGAUUGCGGCUGUACUUGUAACAGUGGUCAUUGUGUGUGGGAUGGUGUUUCUAACACUAAAGAAAAGGAAGAAGCAGCAGCCUGGCCCCUCUAAUGAAUGUGAAAUCAUCAAAGUGGAGGGGAAAGAGAGUGAACAGACUGAGAAAAGAGUAGAACUCCAAGAACCUGACAGAUCUGAUGAAGUCCAGAGUGAUGUUAACAUUUCAAAGACAGCCUCAGGCAACAAAAGUGCUACAGAUUUUUAAUUAAAGAGUAAAUGCCAUAUAACUAUCUGUUUUUAUAUGCUUUCCUUUUCAAGUUUUGACUGACCUUUUCUUGUCUCUCUAAACCUUCUCAGAAGGCAAGAAAAUAUUACUAUUAAUAUUAGCAAGGGGCUUCAGAAUUCCCUCCAAGUAAAAUAGCCUCGUACCAUGCCAGCUCUGCUCUCAUUGACAGGAGCAGAUUUUAACUGUUUCUUUUCAUUUCAGAACACACUUAAGAGUCAAGCCCAUCUAACUGAUUCCUGGCUCAGGAAUCAUGUGUGAGAUUAACAACUCGUGUUUCAGAUUUGGUCUCUUUUCUUAAUUUUAUAAAUAAUGUUUUACGUAGAACUCCCAAUUCCUGGAAUCAUGGCUUUUAUCUACUCUGAAUCUCAGAUAGCACCUCAUUCCAUCUUGUAUACCUGUGACUGAACAACUACCUUUUCAGUCUGGGUGGGAGUUAUGUAUUUUAUGGCCUUAUAAUGUUUUGAAGUAUAGAGAAAUAUGUACUAUAAUAAUGUAAUUACUGAGAAAAGUCCACACUCUGCUAAGGAGUUCUAGUCCCUCUGUGAGGGUCAGUAAGGAAAAUGAUGGUCCAACGUGCUGACAACAAUGAGCAGACCAACUCAAAAUCUGGGAAAUUAGAGAGACAGAGAAGGAACCAGUUCUGUAGCCAUUACCAUCGGGGCUGAUGCUAAUAUUAAGGAGGAUCCACCUGCCCAAGAAGCUACUGCUGAGCCUCAGCAAAGACUGUUGGAUAAAGCUGAAGAAUGCUGUGCAUAAUAAACUCUGCUUCUCUUCUUGGGGAAAAAAAUGAGACAGUGGCCUGGGGCAACUGUGAGACAGCCAAUAGAGAGAUCACAAUACUCAAAAUAGGAAAAAAAAAAUGAAAGCUCUUGACCAAUAGAAAUGCAAAUGAAUGUUAAGUGUGUGCAAUUCUUCAACAAGCCCCGGGAAGAACAACAGAUGGACAGUUAUCCAAAUGGACCUAAGGCCGACAGCAGUUUCCUUGGAGGUUGGAAAGGGUUUUGAUGAUAGCCAGGUUGUUGUAAUGUUUCACCAGAGCUGGAGAGGGAGAGCUAUCAUCUUAAUAAUGGGGUGAUGGAAGGAGGCCUAGGUCUCUUUCAAUGAAUGACUGAGAGUGAAGGAGUUGAAACAUAAUUAAGAGGACCAAAAUGCACAUUGCCCUGAGGCUGACUAAGCCCAUACCAGCUGUCCCAGAGCAGGGCUCUGGGGACUGUCUAUGUGUCAUCUCUCAACAACCGGAAAACUGGGCACAGGAGAGGAAUAUAGUAGCCCAGUAGAAAUGAGUUAGGACCCUGGCUCUAAGACAGCAUCAUUAAUGGAUGGAGAAGCCUCAGUCCAAACCUAAAGAGAACUCUGGGAGGCCCACGCUGCAGAAAGUAGUUCUCAUUCUACACUUUGUUGUUGUUGUUCAGCUGCUCAGUCAUGGCGCGUUUGUUUUACAUAAAGGACCCUGAAGCGUUGUAGAUGGCUACGCUAGCCAUGCUUAAACCUGUAAUAGUUAACAGCUGUGUUCUCUGCCCUGCCCUCGCCUUCAUUAGACUCUAAGCAUCCUCAUUAGACUCCAACAUGUUGUGUGUGUGUGUGUGUGUGUGUGUUUUAACUUUUUAGCUUAUAUUGGAAGAUAGCUGAUUAUGUUGUGGUGUUUUUGCGUGUACAGUAAAGUAGUUCAGUUACACAUACACAUGUAUCUAGUCUCAAUGAAUUUCUAUUAGAAUGAUGUGUGC